AUGUCAAAUCAACCAGAUACAAAACAUCCAGAAAAGAUGAUUAGUUUAUCACAUAAUUUUAACCAAUUAAGCUUAGAAGAUAUUAAGCCACCGGAUUGUUUUAAUGAGAUUGUUGAAGAAUUAUAUAAUCUGUACAAUGAAGAAAGAUUAAAAUUUAGAGAUUCUGGAUCAAUAAUUAACACAUUGGAUCAGUUUUUAAGAGGAAAACAGCAAAGCCCUGAUAAUAUAAUCAACUGGUGCUUGGAUGAUCAAAUCAAUCCUAU
Messenger RNA from Cetraspora pellucida, 263 nucleotides. The record is from the annotation of a GenBank genome assembly. Lineage: Eukaryota; Fungi; Glomeromycota; Glomeromycetes; Diversisporales; Gigasporaceae.